Molecule: messenger RNA, 2514 nt
Organism: Lepisosteus oculatus (spotted gar)
Lineage: Eukaryota; Metazoa; Chordata; Actinopteri; Semionotiformes; Lepisosteidae
Source: RefSeq, a predicted model, not a curated record
UACUUAGCAACGGUAUUGGGCUCAGCAGAGCUUUUAAGUAAUGGAGAACAGCUUUGCAGCCCCGCAGUGGCUACUAAAAGCAAGGACAAUCAUUGAAAAUUCGCAGGAGUGGAAGGCUUUCACUGCAGACCUGUUCGAGGCUGUGCAGCAGCAGCAGACAGAGAAUCAUGUCAGCUUCUUCGCUGACCUCUCUGAGGCAGAAAAAGCCCUGUUUCUUGAGAGAGCAGCUAAGGCAAUCUGUAGAGGGAAUGCCCACAAAGAUGUAAUCGCUCACAUCGGCUCCAGCCUUGAGAAUAUACUGAGCGGAGUUGUUGCUGCACAGAUGAGUGACAGUGGGGCUGUGUCUACAAAAUCAGAUCUCUUCCAGAGCCACGUCAGGGAUGGGAUGGUUAAUCUCUUACACAAAUGGCCAGAUAUGAAAAGCAAACUGCACAUUCUCUUCAAUCAUUCUUUACCAUCGGAGAUCCGAAAGGUGGCCUGGAGACUCUAUCUCUCCAACACAAAGGCCCGGAUGGAUUACUUGACCCUCAUGUCCAUGAACAAAGUGAGGUCUAAAGCUGAUCUGGACAUCUCUCAGCAAUGCGAGGCUCUGCUUUCCAGAGAGCCGACGUUCAGGUCUGUCAAAGAAAACACCAUUGGGAGUAAAGCAAUGAGAAAUGUCCUAUCGUAUUACCACCGAAUGCAGCAUUUUAAGACCAGGCUUCCAGACUCGGAGUGUGUCCUGCUGAUCCCACUGGUGGAGGCCAGCGUUGCAGACGCUACCCCCAGUACCUCUGUGGACACUGUGACCACUCUGCUGGUGGAGGAGUACAUCACUUUCAUGGAGUGCAGGCCGGCCUUCAUGAGAUCUCAGAGUCCUGGGGCCCGGGACGAUGCUGGAAGUGAGGAAGUCUUUGCAGAAGUCGCUCAGAUGCUCGACCAAAAAGAACAAGAGCUUUCAAACGCGGUGCGGGAAAUACACGCCAGACAAGGUGACAGUCCCCACCAGUCCUUACUGAGAGGAGUGAAGGCAAUUUUGCAGCCCAUUCUUACAGUCUUUUUUGUGGGCUACUUGAACAUGACUACACUACUUUAUAUCUGGGACCAAUACAUCAUAGGAAUUGAUAAACCUUCAUACAGCUGUGUUCCAGCAUUUUCCUUUGCUUUCAUCCAGCUUCUGAAAGAUCACUUGCAAGCCUGUCGCACGGAAGGGGAGCUGGCUGAGGUGCCAAAGUCCCGCGGCCCAGCUCUGGUCGUCCAGCAGUUCCGGGGGGUCAUCAGCAAACACUUUCACGGAGAUCUGUACAGCGCACUGACGAGGGAUGAGGCUGAAACCUUCCCCAUUCUGGAUCCAGUUCAAGCCUUUUUCCCCCCAUGGACUCAUUUGUCAAGCAAAGAGUUGCCUCUCCGAACCCGGCCUAAAGACAGGCGACUGGCAAGGGAGGAGCGGGCAGCUCGUAGGGCUGACCAACAACAACGAGCAGAGCGAGAGGAACAGCUACAAAGACUCAGGGCAGAGGAAGAAAUCAGGAGCCAGGAGGAGAGGCUGCAGAGACAGCUGGAAGAGACCAAGCGUGUCGGUAGUGAACAGAAGCUUUUUUUGGAAGAGCAGCUGGCUCAGGAAAGACAGCAUCGCUAUGAAAUGCAGAAAAGGGCAGAAGAGCAGAUUAGCCAGCUACAGGCUGAGAUAAAGAAGAUCAGAGAGGAAAAACUGGUCUCCACUGAUAUCUACACAGUCAGAAGUUUUGGAACCCCACCUCCAUCUCCCGAGUCGAAGACCUCUCGCCUGGACCGUCCCCCAAGCCCAGCGCCACAGCACGCACCGCCCCCAGCUGUACCCAUUGCAGUGUCUGCUGUCAGGCAAGUGAAUGGAAGGACUCCCGGGAGUGUGGCUGCUGAUCUCCUCCAGGCCGUAAUGCAGACCGCCAACACCAUUGUUAAUGGGCACAACAUGGAAAGAGAAGAACUCGAUUCCUCGACACAAGAUCAGCUUCACAGUUACAGAGAAGCAGUCAGAAAUGCAGAGUUGGAAGUGUGUGGCCGAUACCUGGAUGCUGACGAAGUGGAACACAUGACUGAGCCGGUGAAGUCCGAGCUAAAGAAAAGACUAGCUGCUGCCGUUAAAAGAGGAGUUGAGGCCCGUUACAGGGCCCGGGUCAUGCAAGCAAAGAAACCACUUCCAGAAUCCUUCAACCACAUAACAUGCUGAAGGACAGGUUUCAUGAGGAUUUUACAUUUGGAUGUAUAAACAUCUUGCAAAAACAUGUUUUACCUUUAAACUUUAAGGGAGAUCAUUUCUUUUUUCAAGUCCAACUCUUGCUUUACUAUCCUCUUGAAAAUUUACAAACUCAUCUGUAAAAAAAAAAAAAAGUUUCCAAAUAAAAUUGUCACCAAUUGCAAUUACACUGGUCAAAUCGCAUCCGUUUUGGUAAAUCGGAUCAAAAUCUUGUGGUGGUCACCUUACCACCCCACACCACCAAUAUUUAGCUUUCAAAAGAACACCCCAAACAUCAAUUCUGUUCAAUACUGAUACUU